Portunus trituberculatus (swimming crab) is the source of this 2203-nucleotide messenger RNA. RefSeq names its product cell wall protein RBR3-like. The record is from RefSeq and is a predicted model, not a curated record. Bases 301 to 1860 code for a protein of 519 amino acids. NCBI's taxonomy places the organism in Eukaryota, Metazoa, Arthropoda, Malacostraca, Decapoda, Portunidae. The transcript has 4 exons.
CCACUGUCCACAGUCCAGCUCCUGCUAUGAGCAGGACGAGACUAGAAGUUAUCAGGCGUGUGUAUUGCGGCGUCCUUUGCAGCAUUGUUGGAUUACACGUCGUAAUACGAGCAUCUGAAGGUUUGAGUGGCAAAAAGCAGACAAUCCACCACCAUCACCACCACCACCACCACCAAACGUUCUAGCACAGCACGGCGACUACCAACACAGGAGCCUCCACACCACCUCCGUCACACCAAUCUCCACUAUUACCGCCCGAUCACAACAUUCUCUAGCGUCACUCCACAUUCCUUAACCGUGAUGCCUCCAUCACGUAAGUGGAUCAGACGGUUCCAGUUGCCUCUUGUGGUGGACUUCGCUGACGAGGGAUACACUCUCACGGCGCAGGUGACAGAGGGACAGUUUCCUUCGAGGGAGCAACGAAGAAACUCACUCAGGGCGUGCCGCGUAAGUUCUGGGAACACCAUGGCGGGCGAUGUCCAGGGACCGCGAAGAAGUAACCCAGUCAGGAGUUGCCGCUUACGAGAAAGGAACAGCGGGGAGGACGGCGUCCAGGAGCCGCAGAGGAGGAACCCAGUCAGGAGUUCCCGCUUACGAGAAAGGAACAGCGGGGAGGACGGUGUCCAGGAGCCGCAGAGGAAGAACCCAGUCAGGAGUUCCCGCUUACGAGAAAGGAACAGCAGAGAGGACAGAGUGUAUGUAGUACGUCACCGCCAGCAGGAUGCCAUACUAGGCCCGGAACACAUUUCGUCUACACCACAACUGGCCAGGGUGCGGACAGCAGCACGCAGGGCCAGGUUCACGGGUCAGAGCAAUCGGUCGCGCACUUCACACACAUCACGGGAAGUGCAGCCAGCCCGCGCCCAGCCGUCCAGCGAGAGAAGGGAAUUAGGUGGUCUGAUGCAAAGUACUCCCCAGGAAUACGGGUCGAGCGACAUUCCUCCUAGACAAACACUGCACCACGCCUGGCCUUCAUCCCACAGCCGAGUGCAAGACACGUCACGAGCACAGGUACAGCCUUCAUCACACACUCCAACCCCGGGCAUGAACCCGCCACGUCCCUCGUCACACACACGGGAGCCGUCACACCACUCGUCACACACACUGGACACUUCCUCGUCACUCACACUGGACACUUCACGUCCCUCGUCACACACACUGGCCUCGUCACACACCCUGGACACUUCACGUCCCUCGUCACACACCCUGGACACUUCACGUCCCUCGUCACACACACUGGCCUCGUCACACACACUGGACACUUCACGUCCCUCGUCACACACACUGGACGCUUCACGUCCCUCGUCACACACACUGGACGCUUCACGUCCCUCGUCACACACACUGGACACUUCACGUCCUUCGUCACACACACUGGACGCUUCACGUCCCUCGUCACACACACUGGACGCUUCACGUCCCUCGUCACACACACUGGACGCUUCACGUCCCUCGUCACACACACUGGACGCUUCACGUCCCUCGUCACACACACAGGAGCCGUCAUGCCCUUCACAAAUAACCAAAAAAGCAUCAUCCGCCAACAAGGAGCUGUCACUCGCCAUCCAGAGUCCGUCACCGAUCUCUUCACAAGUUCAAACUCAAGCGGUGUCGGAAAGCCAGCCACACGCUGCCCGGCGCCAGCAUCGCCAAAAUGCCAUCAAGGAACCGCUUGUGCGCUGCCUGGUGUGCCUGGAGUCCCUGGCCUCCAUCAAGCGGUUGUCACGCGACAUCUGCUCCACCGUGUGUGGCCACCUGUUCUGCUCCACCUGCAUCAAGACCGUCGUGGAGAUGAACAAGCGCUGCCCGUUGUGCAGACGACGACUCACAAAGAAGAAGUAUCACGUCAUCUUCUUGUAAAGGCGUGUGCCAUCCUUCUUAUAGGACGGCCAUUCAGGUAGACACCAAUCUGCUUUCUGCGAAAGCAAAACAUUACUCCAGGCGCGAUGUGACGUUUCCUGCAGGCGCUGUAGUGUGUGUGGGUACUGUACAUGUCAAAUUGGUUUUGUUGUGUUGACAGUCCAGUGCUUCCCACAUCAACGCUUCCCCUGCAACUGUCUUGCCACGCCCUGCACCGAGAACGUCUUGUUUUUCUUUUCUUUUCAAAUCCAUCCAUUCAUAUGUAUUACAAAUGGAUUUAUAUCGAAUGUUUUUUUUUAUUAUUAUUCAAAGGGGAAUAAAGUAAUAAAAAACAUGUCUGCAA